Messenger RNA from Vicia villosa (hairy vetch), 1071 nucleotides. RefSeq lists its product as uncharacterized. Gene Ontology annotation, molecular function: RNA-DNA hybrid ribonuclease activity; nucleic acid binding. The record is from RefSeq and is a predicted model, not a curated record. Bases 1 to 1071 code for a protein of 356 amino acids. The transcript is spliced from 3 exons. Lineage: Eukaryota; Viridiplantae; Streptophyta; Magnoliopsida; Fabales; Fabaceae.
AUGACUUGGGAAAGAUUGACGACGUUGAAAAAGGAAGGAGGGAUGGGUUUUAGAGAUCUUAAGGCGUUCGAUAGAGCGAUGAUUGCAAAGCAAGGAUGGAAGUUAGUAUCCAAACCAAAUUCUCUGGUGGCCAAGGUAUUUAAGGCUAGUGGUAUCAAGGUUAUGCAAGAACCGUGGCUUCAGGAUAAGGAGUUGAGGUGGGUAAAUGGUCCACAAACGCAAGAAGUGUAUGAUCUUAGAGUGAAAGACCCAUUGCUUCCAAAUUCAAAGCAGUGGGAUAUUAGUAAGGUGCGUAGUACUUUAGAUCAUCUCGGGGCUGGUCUUAUUCUUAAAGUUUCGUUGAUGGAAGAUGUUGUGCAGGUUAUGUUGAUUUGGCAAGAAGAGACGAACGGAGAGUAUAGUGUGAAGUCGGGGUAUAGGGUGUGGCGUAAGAUGCAAAGUAGUAGUGGCAAGAACGGUGUGGAAGGAAAUUGGAAUGCCCUUUGGAACAUAAUUGCACCUCCUAGAGCUAAACAAUUAUUAUGGAGGAUUUGUAGGGGCUGCCUACCAACGCGUUCAAACCUGCAAAAACAUCACGUCCAAUGCUCGUCACUUUGUCCUUGUCGAGAGGAUAAUAGAGAUGCAGGUAGAUUUGCCGUGAUGUUAUAUAAUCUUUGGAGGAGUAGGAAUAAGGUGGUUUGGCAGGACACUCGAGAGGAUGCUUCUAGCAUUGGGGUACAAGCUUUUCAUAACUGGCAGGAUUGGUUUCUAGCUAAAGAAGACAAUAAUAGUGUUACGGGUACUACGAUUAUGGAUAGUUGGAUUCUGCCGUUGUACGGUCAGGGGAAGUGUAAUGUCGAUGCGGGUUUCAAUAAUAUUUGUGGUACCACAAACCGGGGUUGGUGUUUCAGGGAUCAUUUAGGGAGAUUCCAAACUGCAGGUGUGGCGUGGAAUGUGGGGUUCUUAUCGGUCAUGGAGGCUGAAGCCAUGGCUUUCAAGGAAGCGAUCCAGAAGGCUAUCUUUCUUCAGUUAUCACACGUUGUCUUUGAGAGUGAUUGCCAAAGUGUAGUCCAUGCUGUUUACUCUAAAUAG